Lathyrus oleraceus (garden pea) is the source of this 312-nucleotide messenger RNA. RefSeq lists its product as uncharacterized. The record is from RefSeq and is a predicted model, not a curated record. The transcript has a single exon. NCBI's taxonomy places the organism in Eukaryota, Viridiplantae, Streptophyta, Magnoliopsida, Fabales, Fabaceae. Bases 1 to 312 code for a protein of 103 amino acids.
AUGGUGCACCCGAAUAGGUUUCCCAAAGUUGUUGUAAGUAAUGAUACAAAACCAGAUGUAGUGAAGGAUGAUGUUAAAUCAGUUGUUAUCGAGAUAGAUGUUGGUCAACAUUUUAGAAAUGAACAAGUAUUUAGUGCUCAUGAACAUAUGCUUGAAUGGGUCUGCAUGGAGGCCAAGAAAUUGGGGUUUGACAUUGUAAUCAAAAGGUCUGACAAUGGUUCAAAUAGAAGGAAACCAUUUGUAACCAUGAGAUGCAAGAGAAGUGGCAUGUAUAUUCCACCAAUUCGUAAGUUGAAACGUGAUGACACCUAA